UCGAAGUCUUUAUAAUGAGAAUCGACUUAUCAAAACCAUAGAAAAAGGCACAAAACUUAUAACUAAUAUUUCAGAAGAUGAGUUCAUUCCUCGAUCAAUAAUUCUAAAUCAGCUCAAAGAAAUUCUUCAACCGACCAAAUAUCAUUCAUCUUAUCAUAUGAUUUGUGUUUUUUGGAUGACAUUUGGGGAAGCACUAAAUUUUGCAUUUGAGGAGGAUAUAACUCUUACAAGACAACUGAUACGAAAAAUAGGUGGUGGUACUACUAAUGACGAAUCUAAUAUUUAUAUGCUGACGGGUAUACAAGUGGGUGUAUCUCGAUGUAAUGCAAAGAUACAAAAAGGAGUAAUCGAUGCUGAUUCAAGUCUUCGAGAACUUUUUCACAUCGAUGCUGCUGAUCAUCUUGUUUCUUUGGCAAGUAAAUAUAUUUUGUUGGAGUUGGGUUCACCGG
Messenger RNA from Funneliformis caledonium, 449 nucleotides. The record is from the annotation of a GenBank genome assembly. Lineage: Eukaryota; Fungi; Glomeromycota; Glomeromycetes; Glomerales; Glomeraceae.